Rosa rugosa (rugosa rose) is the source of this 1281-nucleotide messenger RNA. RefSeq lists its product as uncharacterized. Lineage: Eukaryota; Viridiplantae; Streptophyta; Magnoliopsida; Rosales; Rosaceae. The transcript has a single exon. The coding region runs from base 1 to 1281 and encodes 426 amino acids. The record is from RefSeq and is a predicted model, not a curated record.
AUGUUCUCUAUUUCAAUCUAUGUAAAAAGAUUAGUACUGUUUGACGAGGCCGUGGUAAGCCUGUUUGGUGGAGAGGAUGCUAUCCAUGAUUCUUUUUUCUAUCUCUGUGGCCGACUUCUGUCCAAGAAGGCGGUGGUGCUUUCAUCGUUUUCGGCGGCGAUCUCCAAUGUUUGGGGAUUGAAGGAGAGGGUUUUGAUCCGGCAGGAGGAGGAGGACAUCUUUGUCUUCCAAUUUAAGGAGAUGGAGGUGAAGAAUCGGGUACUCUCGGGGGGUCCUUGGUUCUAUAACAACUCCAUGCUGUUGCUGGCGGAUUACGACGGAGUCUCUGACCUAGGAGCGGCGCCGCUGCAUCUCCUUGAGGUGUGGGUGGCUGUGAAAGGGUUGCGGAUAGCGAUGCGGAAUGAGAAAGCCCUAACCCUAAUCGGACGCGUACUGGGGGACUUUGUUCGCGUUGAUCAGGGGGCGGUGCAAAGGAAGGAUCAUGUCCAGAGGAUCCGUGUGAUUCAUGAUGUUCGCCGGAGGAUUUGGGCGCAACGGAGGUUUGUCUUUUCAUCGGUUGUUUCGGUGAUGGUGGAGUUACAAUAUGAAAAAUGCCAUGGGUUGUGUGCGGCUUGUGGUUUUUUUGGCCAUGGGGGAGGUCCGUGUGACGGAAGGUUGGCGGCGGAGGCGCUCGGGCUGGUGAUGCCGGGCGGUGAGGUAUCGAAUAGGGAGGGCUUGAGCUCGGUGUCCGGACCGCGAGAUUCUCCGAUGGCCGCUGUCGUGUGGCCGGAAGUGCUUUCUCCGGUGUCAGAGAUUCUGGGUUUGGUGGCGGAGGCGGCUGGUGAGCAGGUGGUGACGGUGGGUGGCUCUGAGUUGGAGGUUGCAGACGUUGCAUCUGGGAUGGCUGCUCCGGAAAAACCGGCGGGAAACCCUAAUUUUGAUUUAGGGUUGACCGUAGCUUUGACUGGGGGCUUGAUUGGGGUUGUUGGGCUGGGAGAGCAAAGUUUGACUGGGUCCAAGUCUGUUGGGCCUUCUGCUGGGCUUGCUGCUGGAAAAAGUCCAAACUUGGGCUUGGGUGUGAGAAAAAAGGUUUUUAAACCUAGUCUGGCAAUUAUUCCUCCGGAAUUCCAAUUGGGUGAAUUAGUGGAGGUUCCGAUUUCGAUGGGAGUAGCUCCAAAGAAGAAGGGUCGUCCGCCUGGACGCCGGGCUAAACAGUUACAAUCUCCAAAGAAAGCGGAAGGUACUGUUGUCGGUGUGGAUUUAUGCUCCAACUCGAAUGGGAAGGAGCUGCUUAUUGUUUGA